GAUAUACACAAGGAUAACAAUGGCUGACUCGAAUGUUCUGAAGAUUCACUGGACAUCAACCAAAUAAGAAAAUAGCUAUAUGACUGACGAAAACGGCAUCUUUAUACAAGAUGGCUGUACAUGUACCUCUGUCUGCAGGCUUGCUAUCAAUUCCUAGCUGUAGUUUUCAUACUUGGUCUUCAAACAUAUAUACCACAGGACAACAAUCUAUGAUUCUAUCACCGAUGUUCGUGUAUGACCCACUCCCAUACAUUUUUUUGUAGGUCGUUAACAAGGACGAUUCUGAUUGGUCGAUAUCAAUUCUUUGAAAGGUCAGCUGUAAAAAGGUCACAAAAGUGAAACGAGUAUACCAUGAGUGACAGAUCUUCGACGAGCACACGAGUUUCGAUAGAUCUGUUUAAUCAGAUUGAAAAUGAAGAAGAGUCUCGCGCACCUAUCACAGUAAUUAGUCGAAUUGCUGGUCCUAGUAGUGAAGAUGAAGGGUCGACUGACUCAGAGGAAGAUCUACAAAAAUUAACAAGCCAGGAGAUAAACUUAGCCUCUCCUUUCAAUGAACAAAACAUCGCAUUGGUUUUUGGUGAAAGUAAGCUGUAUGUACAAAAGGAGCAUCUUAUAGCCGUGUCGCCUGUGUUUGAGACAAUGUUUAGUUCUAAGUUUUUGGAAGGAUCGUUAAAAGAAAUACCCUUACCUAAUAAAAAACUAAGUCAUUUUGUUCAUUUCCUACGUUAUCUGUCUCCAGGAUUCGAUGAUGAACUUACAGAAGCCACUGUUCAUCACAUGUUGCAUUUAGCUGACGAAUAUCAAACUGAUGAUUUAAAGAAAAGGAUUGACGAGUUUCUUGUCCGACAAGUUUACUUCAAAUCAGAUUCGAUCACAUCAGAACAAAUUAUCGUAAAAAUUCUUGAAGCGGAAAAGUACAAAGUAAAUGGCUACCUGAAUGAAUGCAUUGCUGUUGCAUCACGGAAAAAAUUUCAUAGCUUGACAAAAAGUCGGAAAUUUGGAGAAAUAUCUCAAAAAACUCAACUUGAAAUUAGUUUCAAACGGUGGGAUGAUAUCGAUAAGAUUUAUGAUAAGGCAGUAAAUGUGAACCCCAAUUUUAUAGCUUGUCAGAAAGCAACUUGUAGUGGUACUGUUAUAGAAGCUAAAAGGGGGCGUGGAGUUCAAAUAACACAUGUUGGCAAACACGUAGGGCCGGUUCCUAUGGUACUAAAACCGAGGCAAUAUGAUAUUGCUAUAACGGAGGUUGGCAAACACUUUAAACCACACAUGCAAGAGAACUAAUUACUGUUUCCGAUCUAAAUGAAUUGAUAUUAUCAGAUUAUUACAUGGCAUUUUUCAUAUCCGAUGUAUUAUCAGCCCAAGGUUCAAUAUCAGCCCAAGAGCCGAAGGGCUUAAUAAAACGAACAUGAAUUAAUAGCAGUUGAUCGGAACUGAAAUACACAUAGUUAAUUUUCUGGGAUUUGAUGUCUUAUCCUGAGACGAGAAAAGUCUGUAAUUCUUUAUCUCAUUUAAGCCAAUAGCUGUUGCUGUAUCUCAGCCGCAUCAUAAAGCAACCAAUCAGAAUCUAUAUGUGAUUAGUAAUUAUUUCAAGAUGGCGUGUAUAUCGAUUGAAACUAAUAGUUCCGCACCGUGAUGCGAGGCAUAUAUAUUGAUCCUCUUAAGUGGUCGUCAAGUAGAAGUUCAAAAAAUGAAAAGUUUACGGACGUCGGACACCAAAUGUAAUAAAUCCGAUAUGAAAUCUUUCUAUCAUAUGCCUCAACAAGGAAGAAAAACAACAGUAUAAAAUAUUUUUAUAUUGACAAUAAAAAAUUUCAACAAAACAUUAUGAACACUGUUUGAAAAAGUCAACAUUUGAAAAGUAACUUUCUAAAUUAUGCUUGAAACUUUGAAAAAUGCAUUUAUUGUAUCAUUUGUUUUUUUGCAUUUUACAUAAUAUAUUUUCCUGUUUCCUAAUAAUUUUUUUGUACCCUACUUUGUAAUGUUUUUCACUGAAAACGUACCAUUGAGGUGUAUUCCGGAAUUUGCCCAGUAACGCCGAAAUGCCAUGCGAUAACGUUACGGAAAGGCAUGUGAUAAUAGUCGGAAGCAUGUGAUAAAUUUUUCAUAUCAGCCCGCUAAACACCAUUUCGGAAAAUAUGGAAUUCACGUAAAUUUAAUGCUAUUAUCAUACUGUAAAAAUUACAAGUUAUUUACUCUGUCGGAUAGGAAAACUGUAGUUGAAGCUUUAAUUUAAUUUAAUAACAAACCAGAGUCGUACGAAGAAGUGACAUGCAAGCCAGUUUGACAAUUGUUCGAAAUUGUCAUUAUGGGACUGUCUGUAAGACGGAAUUUUGACCGUUUCGAAAAAAUGGAACUGGAACUGUUUAUUUCCAUUUAUUUGUGUUUACAAACUAUUAUACAUAAAUAUACUGUACUGAAAUGUACAUGAAAUAUUUGCCACUUACUGUAAAGCAUCCUAAAAUCAAUCAGCCACCAAAUGAAAAUAAACAUACUGAUUUUGAUAUGAGUCUAUUCUGGCUAA
Molecule: messenger RNA, 2521 nt
Organism: Mytilus californianus (California mussel)
Lineage: Eukaryota; Metazoa; Mollusca; Bivalvia; Mytilida; Mytilidae
Exons: 4
Coding region: 352-1281 (309 amino acids)
Molecular function (GO): protein binding
Source: RefSeq, a predicted model, not a curated record